AUGUGGACAACCAAGACUUUCUUGACCAAAACAAAACGCGGCAAUAUUUUAAAAAUUGUGAGAGAACACUACUUACGUGAUGACUUGUUGUGCGGCUCUGCUGCUUGUAACACAUGUCCGCAUAAAGAUGACGAAUUUGUACUAGAUGAUAAUCCAGAGUCAAUUUGCGCUUUGUUUGACUAUCCUCACUAUUUGAUUCUGGAUACUAACGUUGUAUUACACCAAAUAGAUGUGUUGGAAGAGGAUGCCUUGACCAAUGUGAUAAUACUCCAGACUGUGUUAGAGGAAGUAAAGCAUCAAAACACUGCUAUUUUCCAAAGGUUAUUGGAGAUUAUUGGGAAUAAGAAAAGAAAGUUUUAUUCUUUUGUUAAUGAACAUCAUAAAGACACUUACAUAGAAAGAAAUCCUGGUGAAAAACAAAAUGAUCGCAACGACAGAGCUAUUAGAAGGGCAUCAGCUUGGUAUGAGUCACACUUGAGUAUCAACAGUGUAGUAGGUCAAAUCCCCAAGAUUGUACUGCUUACAGAUGAUGAAAAAAAUAGGAAACUCGCACAAGAAAAUGGAAUUGUCUGUUGUUCAGUAAAGGAUUACAUUGAGAAUGUAACUGGCUUUGUCGGCCUGACAGACAAGUUAGCUAAGAAUGUUGCACCAGAGAGCUGCACUAGGGAUGCUUUGUACCCAGCUCACUUGACCCCUGCUCAGGUACAUGACGGCAUCAGAAAUGGCAAACUUCACCAAGGAGCUUUCCAUGCUUCCAGGGACAAUUUCUUAGAAGGCACUGCUAAUGUCAAUGGAUAUGAAAAACCUAUUUUACUACAAGGUCACAUUGGUAUAAAUAGAGCUGUGGACGGCGAUAUUGUCGCUAUAGAAAUAUUCCCUGAAGAAGAAUGGAGAAAACCCAGUGACAUAGUCUUAGAAGACAAAGCUGAUGAUCCAGGUGAUCUUCUAGAAGAAGAAGGGGUAUUGCUGAAUUCUGCAAAACCAGUUAAUAAGGCUGACGAUGAAAUUACGCCCACUGGGAAAGUUGUCGGAAUUAUAAGAAGGAAAUGGCGGCAAUAUUGUGGUAUUCUUUUGCCUAGCAAGUUGCCGGGAGCGACCCGCCACCUCUUCACUCCUGCGGAAAAAUGUAUUCCGCGCGUGCGCAUAGAGACACGUCAGAGUGAUUUGCUUGCGUCACAACGGAUACUUGUCGCUCUUGACUCUUGGCCUAGAAAUAGUCGGUAUCCGCUUGGGCACUUCGUACGAGCUCUUGGACCUAUAGGUAAUAAAAACGCUGAAAAUGAAGUGAUAUUGCUGGAGCAUGACGUUCCUCACGCUCGCUUUAGUGAGGCUGUGCUCGCUUGUCUGCCACCCGAUGAUUGGACCAUCCCGGAGGAAGAAAUAAAGAAGAGAGUCGAUUUGCGUUCCGAAUGCAUCUGUUCAGUGGACCCGCCGGGCUGUACGGAUAUCGACGAUGCUUUACACGCUAAAUCAAUCCCGGGUACCACCAACAAUGGUUUGAAGAAGUACGAGGUGGGUGUGCAUAUUGCUGACGUCACGUACUUCGUGAGACCCAACACUGCGCUCGACAAGGAGGCUGGGAAUAGAUCCACAACUGUGUAUCUUGUUGAUAGAAGGAUUGAUAUGGUCCCAGAUCUUCUCAGUUCCAACUUGUGUUCAUUGCGAGGCGGUGAGGAACGGUUGGCAUUCUCAUGUGUUUGGGAGAUCGAUGAAAAUGCCAAUGUGUUGAGUACUAAGUUCCACAAGAGUGUUAUUAAAUCAGCGGCAGCCAUGACAUACGAAGAAGCACAAAUAGCGAUAGACGAUAAAUCACGUAAGGACGCGAUAGUAUCAUCGCUGCGGAUACUCAACGCGCUCGCCAAGAAAUUGAAGAAGAAACGUAUGGAUAACGGUGCGCUGUUGCUGGCCUCGCCGGAGAUCAGGUUCCAGGUGGACUCGGAGACCCACGACCCGGUAGAGGUCCAAUCAAAGAAGAUAAUGGACACAAACUCCAUGGUGGAGGAGUUCAUGUUGCUGGCCAACACGAGCGUGGCGGAGAAGCUGGCGGCGGAGUUCCCGCAGUGCGCCCUGCUCAGGAGGCACCCCGCGCCGCCGCCCGCGCACUUCACCGCCUUCCUCAAGGCGGCGCGACAACAGGUACUAGUGCAGUGUACUACUGCUCGGGAGGCACCCCGCGCACUUCACCGCCUUCCUCAAGGCGGCGCGACAACAGGUACUAGUGCAGUGUACUACUGCUCGGGAGGCACCCCGCGCACUUCACCGCCUUCCUCAAGGCGGCGCGACAACAGUGUACUACUGCUCGGGAGGCACCCCGCGCACUUCACCGCCUUCCUCAAGGCGGCGCGACAACAGGUACUAGUGCAGUGUACUACUGCUCGGGAGGCACCCCGCGCACUUCACCGCCUUCCUCAAGGCGGCGCGACAACAGGUACUAGUGCAGUGUACUACUGCUCGGGAGGCACCCCGCGCACUUCACCGCCUUCCUCAAGGCGGCGCGACAACAGUGUACUACUGCUCGGGAGGCACCCCGCGCACUUCACCGCCUUCCUCAAGGCGGCGCGACAACAGGUACUAGUGCAGUGUACUACUGCUCGGGAGGCACCCCGCGCACUUCACCGCCUUCCUCAAGGCGGCGCGACAACAGGUACUAGUGCAGUGUACUACUGCUCGGGAGGCACCCCGCGCACUUCACCGCCUUCCUCAAGGCGGCGCGACAACAGUGUACUACUGCUCGGGAGGCACCCCGCGCACUUCACCGCCUUCCUCAAGGCGGCGCGACAACAGGUACUAGUGCAGUGUACUACUGCUCGGGAGGCACCCCGCGCACUUCACCGCCUUCCUCAAGGCGGCGCGACAACAGGUACUAGUGCAGUGUACUACUGCUCGGGAGGCACCCCGCGCACUUCACCGCCUUCCUCAAGGCGGCGCGACAACAGUGUACUACUGCUCGGGAGGCACCCCGCGCACUUCACCGCCUUCCUCAAGGCGGCGCGACAACAGGUACUAGUGCAGUGUACUACUGCUCGGGAGGCACCCCGCGCACUUCACCGCAUUCCUCAAGGCGGCGCGACAACAGGUACUAGUGCAGUGUACUACUGCUCGGGAGGCACCCCGCGCACUUCACCGCCUUCCUCAAGGCGGCGCGACAACAGUGUACUACUGCUCGGGAGGCACCCCGCGCACUUCACCGCCUUCCUCAAGGCGGCGCGACAACAGGUACUAGUGCAGUGUACUACUGCUCGGGAGGCACCCCGCGCACUUCACCGCCUUCCUCAAGGCGGCGCGACAACAGGUACUAGUGCAGUGUACUACUGCUCGGGAGGCACCCCGCGCACUUCACCGCCUUCCUCAAGGCGGCGCGACAACAGUGUACUACUGCUCGGGAGGCACCCCGCGCACUUCACCGCCUUCCUCAAGGCGGCGCGACAACAGGUACUAGUGCAGUGUACUACUGCUCGGGAGGCACCCCGCGCACUUCACCGCCUUCCUCAAGGCGGCGCGACAACAGGUACUAGUGCAGUGUACUACUGCUCGGGAGGCACCCCGCGCACUUCACCGCCUUCCUCAAGGCGGCGCGACAACAGUGUACUACUGCUCGGGAGGCACCCCGCGCACUUCACCGCCUUCCUCAAGGCGGCGCGACAACAGGUACUAGUGCAGUGUACUACUGCUCGGGAGGCACCCCGCGCACUUCACCGCCUUCCUCAAGGCGGCGCGACAACAGGUACUAGUGCAGUGUACUACUGCUCGGGAGGCACCCCGCGCACUUCACCGCCUUCCUCAAGGCGGUGCGACAACAGGUACUACUGCAGUGUACUACUGCUCGGGAGGCACCCCGCGCACUUCACCGCCUUCCUCAAGGCGGCGCGACAACAGGUACUAGUGCAGUGUACUACUGCUCGGGAGGCACCCCGCGCACUUCACCGCCUUCCUCAAGGCGGCGCGACAACAGGUACUACUGCAGUGUACUACUGCUCGGGAGGCACCCCGCGCACUUCACCGCCUUCCUCAAGGCGGCGCGACAACAGGUACUACUGCAGUGUACUACUGCUCGGGAGGCACCCCGCGCACUUCACCGCCUUCCUCAAGGCGGCGCGACAACAGGUACUAGUGCAGUGUACUACUGCUCGGGAGGCACCCCGCGCACUUCACCGCCUUCCUCAAGGCGGCGCGACAACAGGUACUACUGCAGUGUACUACUGCUCGGGAGGCACCCCGCGCACUUCACCGCCUUCCUCAAGGCGGCGCGACAACAGGUACUACUGCAGUGUACUACUGCUCGGGAGGCACCCCGCGCACUUCACCGCCUUCCUCAAGGCGGCGCGACAACAGGUACUAGUGCAGUGUACUACUGCUCGGGAGGCACCCCGCGCACUUCACCGCCUUCCUCAAGGCGGCGCGACAACAGGUACUACUGCAGUGUACUACUGCUCGGGAGGCACCCCGCGCACUUCACCGCCUUCCUCAAGGCGGCGCGACAACAGGUACUACUGCAGUGUACUACUGCUCGGGAGGCACCCCGCGCACUUCACCGCAUUCCUCAAGGCGGCGCGACAACAGGUACUAGUGCAGUGUACUACUGCUCGGGAGGCACCCCGCGCACUUCACCGCCUUCCUCAAGGCGGCGCGACAACAGGUACUACUGCAGUGUACUACUGCUCGGGAGGCACCCCGCGCACUUCACCGCCUUCCUCAAGGCGGCGCGACAACAGGUACUACUGCAGUGUACUACUGCUCGGGAGGCACCCCGCGCACUUCACCGCAUUCCUCAAGGCGGCGCGACAAGCCUCCUGGCGCUCACUACACUAG
Molecule: messenger RNA, 4809 nt
Organism: Arctia plantaginis
Lineage: Eukaryota; Metazoa; Arthropoda; Insecta; Lepidoptera; Erebidae
Source: the annotation of a GenBank genome assembly